Cimex lectularius (bed bug) is the source of this 1797-nucleotide messenger RNA. Its product is annotated as cytochrome P450 4C1-like. The coding region runs from base 138 to 1553 and encodes 471 amino acids. Gene Ontology annotation, molecular function: iron ion binding; monooxygenase activity; heme binding. Lineage: Eukaryota; Metazoa; Arthropoda; Insecta; Hemiptera; Cimicidae. The transcript has 13 exons. The record is from RefSeq and is a predicted model, not a curated record.
UGUUAUCUCUCCUUCUCCAAUCCUACCCAGUAGAAUAUGUUUUUAACAGCAUUUCUAUUGUACUGUAGUGUGAAAAACUGACAACAAAUUAUUGCUGUGCACUGUUCUGCGUUAUCACUUGAUUGAUUUAGUGUUGCAUGACUUUUAGACAAACUCUUAAUACUAAAUAUUUUAUGACAAUGUUCUUGGAAACAGCAUUGUUAAUAGCCGGUUUAAUUUUUCUCCUGUGGAUUUACACUUUACCCGAUUCCAGUAUGAGAGAACUGGGUAAUAAAAUACCAGGACCUUUAUCACUUCCAAUAAUUGGAUGUAUAUUCAGCACACCAAAAAAUGGCAUAGAACAAUUACAAAAAUGGGGAGAGAGAUUUCAGAUGUACGGAAAUACUGUUAGAUUUUGGGUCGGAAAUAGAUUAUAUGUAAUUUGUAGAGACGAAGGUGAUAUGGAGGUCUUACUGACUAGUAAAGAUAACAUUACAAAAUCACCACUCUACAUGUUACUUCAUGGCUGGCUUGGGACGGGUCUGCUAACAAGCACAGGUGAAAAGUGGUUAAAAAGACGGAAAGCUAUAACACCUGCAUUCCAUUUCAAAAUUUUAGAGCAAUUUGAAGACGUUUUUUAUAAAAAUGCAACUAUUCUUGUUAACAAAUUGUCCAGCUUUUGUGGAAAGUGUUGUGAUGUGAAUCCAUUCAUAUCGGACUGCACUCUGGACAUUAUUUGCGAAACAUCGAUGGGAAUUAGUGUGAAUGCACAAAUUCAAAAAUCCAGUUAUGUCACAGCCUUGAGAAAAAUGGCAUCACUUAUUACUGAAAGGAUGCAGAAACCUUGGCUCCAUUUGGAUUUUUUAUAUAAACUGCUCAAAUCACCCAAAGAAGUCGAGGAUACCAUAAGCAUACUGCAUGAAACUACGAGGAAGGUGAUCCAAGAUAAACAAAAAUCAAUGCAGUUUGAAAGUAAAACAGAUGAAGCCGAAGAAAUUUUAGGAUUCAAAAAGAAGAUCCCAUUAUUGGAAUCUCUACUGAAACAGAAGACAGUCAAUGGUAUAUUUAGCACCGAUCAAGAUAUACAAGAAGAAGUUGAUACAUUUAUGUUUGAGGGUCAUGACACUGUAACCUCCGCUAUUUCUUUUGUCCUUAAAGCACUUUCAAAAAACAAACCAAUUCAGGAUUUAUUGUAUGACGAGAUGAAGCAAAUUAUCGGAGAUAAAACAAGGCCAAGUCAUGAUGAUUUGCAAGAAUUAAAAUAUUUAGAUCGAGUGAUAAAAGAAUCACUAAGACUUUAUCCCAGUGUUCCAGCAAUAGGAAGGUACAUCACUAGUGAAAUCACGCUGAAAACUGGCUAUACUUUACCCGUUGGGACAGUAGUUCUCAUGUCGAUAUACUGGUUGCACAGAAAUGAGAAAAACUUCCCUAACCCUUCAGAAUUCAAUCCUGACAAUUUUCUUCCAGAAGCUGUAGCAAAUAGGACUCCAUUUGCUUAUAUACCAUUCAGCGCAGGUCACAGAAAUUGCAUAGACAUGACAAGAAGAAACAGAAGAUCCUCCAGCGCCCAAUAAGAAGAGAGCUAUCAGCCACAUAUGGUGAUGGUGAUAGAUCCUAGGAAAUGUUUUUUUUUGUCUUUCAAGUACUGUAGCCACAUCAUGGAGUGACAACCCUUCACGGUGCAAGUCCAACAUGUGAUGGCUUGCUUUUAAUAUGGGGAGGAUACACAAAUUUUCUGAACACAGUAUAUGCAAUGGGGGUUACACUGGCAAACUAUAAAACCUUGCUUCUCUGGAGAUCUAGAAAUAAAUUGCUCAA